This is a messenger RNA of Rhipicephalus sanguineus (brown dog tick), 2003 nucleotides long. Its product is annotated as endothelin-converting enzyme homolog. The record is from RefSeq and is a predicted model, not a curated record. Gene Ontology annotation, biological process: protein processing. Gene Ontology annotation, molecular function: metalloendopeptidase activity. The coding region runs from base 145 to 1890 and encodes 581 amino acids. Lineage: Eukaryota; Metazoa; Arthropoda; Arachnida; Ixodida; Ixodidae. The transcript has 16 exons. Gene Ontology annotation, cellular component: plasma membrane.
CUCGGCCGCAGCCAUGAUGCCAUCGUCGUCGCCGCUGGAGGGCUGCUUGCUGCUGCCUCCUGGCUGCGGUGUGGCCGAGUUGCUGUUCUUGACACUGGUUUCCUCGGCCACUAGCCGCCGCCAGGAGCUGGCGUCAAGCUAAACAUGGACACAAGCGUCGACCCGUGCGAUAACUUCUAUAAGUUUGCCUGCGGUGGGUGGACAUCGAGGGAAGAGGUGCCCAAGUACGCCUCAGUGUACGGCACAUUCCAAGCGCUCAACAAAGCGGUGAUGUACAACAUGUCACAUCUUCUGUCGCGGUCCUACGACAGCCCUGAAUGGAUCGAGACUUCCUUGUACAAAGGCCACUCUGGCUGCAUGCUCGGGGGUAACGACGUAGGCAGGGACAACGAAGACGCUUGGAACAAGAUAAUGCUGACAAUUGGAGUCGAGGAGUGGCCCAACGGUCCGGGUGACGUAACGAUCCCGCUGUGGAGUAAGCUGCUCGGCGACCUGAUGACCAAAUUCAACCACAAGCCAGUCGUCUACAUCGACGUGAAGCGGAACCGCGUCGUGAAGAAAAAUAUCAUACACGUUAAACCUGGCUCGCUACCUGUAAAAAGAGAAUACUUGGCCUCAUCUUACUAUAAGAGACAUAUGCUUGCUGUUAUACAACGCAUCAACACGACCACCCUAGACGACCAACGGCUCCUUCACGCUGUGGAUGAGAUGGUGGGGUUUGAAAAGAACUUGGCUGAGAUAUUGUCCAAGCAAAGCAACGAAACUGAAUCAACCUUUGUUAGCGUCACGGAGCUCGAGAAUGACGUCGAUUUGAGACGGUCAGUGGUUGACACCUUUCUGAUACUGGACAACAUAUUCAAAGCGGCCAAAUCUGAAGUGUACCGAAACGAUUCGGUGCUCGUGACAGAACCGGCCAAGGUCCGCGCUCUGCUUAAGGCCUGCGGCGAAUGGGAAAAGCACAUCGUUUCAAAUGUGCUGGUCUGGCAUGCGUUGCAAACGGUGGGCAAGGAUGUGAUACCCAGCAUCCAUGAAAUGAACGCUGCCUUCAAGAGCAAGGUUCGGAACGCGCCGCAGGACAGCCCGCCGCAGACUAUGGUUUGCAACACCGCCCUGGCAAAUGCGGCGUCGUCGGCAUACAGCUUGUUCUACAUCCGUAACUUCUUCAACAAUGCAAGCCUGCCCCUCGUCCAGGAAAUGAUCAACUUUGAGCAGCACAUAUUUUACGAAGAGAUGAAAAGCAGCAAGUGGAUGAGCCGCGAAACGAAAGCUCAAGGUCUGUCAAAGCUUGCCAAGAUGAAGGCUGUGGUUGGUUAUCCUAAGUGGAUCGCGGAUGAAAGAAAAGUCGCCUUGUUCACACCAAGUUCAUUCCAGCAGGAAUUCUGCAAGAACCUUUCUUUGACCCCGGACUGCCAAAGGCGGAAGUACGACGCGUACGGUGCACUGCACAACUGGUGGUCACCAAAGACGGAAGCAAUAUUUCGCAAGAAAUCCCAGUGCUUCGUGGAUCAGUACGGAAACAUCACAGAUGCCGUCACUCAUAUGAAGCUUCCGUCUACUCACACGCUUGCCGAGGACAUCUCCGACAAUGCGGCCGCUCGUCUUAGUUUCUUGGCGCACCUGAAGCUGAAGGAGACAGAAAAGCAGGAGAUGCAACUGCUUCCCGGUCUUGAGUCCUACACUCCUGAGCAACUUCACUUCAUCAGUGCAGCGCAGCCGUGGUGCAAGAAGUAUGAUCCGGAUUUGAAGAAGUUCGUGAUCGAAGAGGACGUUCACUCCAUCUCUGAGGAGAGGGUUAACAUCCCCUUCGGAAACACGCCACAGUUUGCAGAGGUCUUCAAGUGCCCGCCAGGCAGCAAGAUGAACUUCGCGAAGAAGUGCCGGGUUUGGUGAAAGGAGUGCCCCAUCAUUAUACGUAUCCCUCUGUCGUCACGUACGAAGAAUAUAUAUGCUGCCAUGUCUUGUGCAAAAUGGCGGUCGUGAAAGACACGCUGCAUAUGUAAUAA